Messenger RNA from Postia placenta MAD-698-R-SB12, 1938 nucleotides. RefSeq lists its product as hypothetical. The record is from RefSeq and is a predicted model, not a curated record. Gene Ontology annotation, cellular component: site of double-strand break; replication fork; nucleus. Lineage: Eukaryota; Fungi; Basidiomycota; Agaricomycetes; Polyporales; Adustoporiaceae. The transcript is spliced from 12 exons. The coding region runs from base 1 to 1938 and encodes 645 amino acids. Gene Ontology annotation, biological process: error-prone translesion synthesis; response to radiation. Gene Ontology annotation, molecular function: damaged DNA binding; DNA-directed DNA polymerase activity.
AUGGCUGCAAAUACAUCUGCGAAGCCCCUCUCGGCGUUAUCCAAAGGCAAAGCCAAGGCAACAGAUGCUGACUUCGACGACCUCCAUCUUGUCAUCACCUACCGGCAUCUUCACGCUCACAACCUCGGCGUGAGAGAUCCUUUGCGAGUAGUUGCACUGUGUGACAGCGAUGCCUUUUAUGCUGCGUGCGAGCAAAUUCGCUUGGGUAUCGACCCGUCGCGCCCGUUGGUCGUGCAGCAGUGGGAUUCAUUGAUCGCUGUCAACUAUCCGGCACGUAAGUUCGGAAUUACUCGCAUGGAGAAGAUCAAGGAAGCACGAAGGAAGUGCCCGGAACUUGUCGUCGUGCACGUCGCGACAUACAAGGAGGGCGAGGCUGAGCCUGGUUAUUGGCAGAAUCCAGAUACCCUUACUCACAAGGUGUCAUUGGAUCACUACAGACGGGAGAGCAUGAAGAUUCUCCGCAUGUUCCAAGAAGGAUUACCGGGUGGCGAGAUAGAAAAAGCUUCCAUAGAUGAAGCCUUCAUUGACUUUACCCGCCCUGUCCGUGAAGAGAUCCUGAGGAGAUUUCCCUAUCUUGCCGAAGUCCCUCCUGAUGCGCCUCGGGGAAUAGAUAGCCCACUUCCCAACCCACCUCCUAUAUCCUGGCAUGGCCUCGGUACUGUUAUAGAGGUCAAUCCUUCUCCAUCAGACACCCCUGCAGUGGGUCUCGAGGGAUUGGGUCUUGAUGAAGAUGACGCCUCUACGACAUGGCACGACGUCGCGUUGUCCAUCGCCGCCGAAUUGAUGGGCAAGGUUCGAAGUGAUGUUUAUCGAACGCUUGGGUAUAGCACUUCUGCUGGUAUAGCAAGAAACAAAUUUCUGGCAAAGCUCACCGCCUCAUACAAAAAACCCAAUAGUCAGAGCAUUCUCCGCAAUGCAGCAAUCCCGAACUAUCUGAAGCCGAUGCCGUUCCAGAAGAUCCGCUUCCUCGGUGGUAAGCUUGGCAAAGCUUUCGCUGAGGAAUAUGAUGCUUCCACCGUUGGUGACUUGUUGGCAAUAAGUCUCGAGGAAAUGCAGCGCAAAUUCGGCGAGAACUCCAUCUGGGUGUACGAGAUCCUUCGAGGCAUAGAUCGAUCCGAAGUGAAGGAAAAGUCGGCGGUCAACAAGAGCAUGAUGGCUUCCAAGAACUUGCCAAAGCCAAUUACAAAGACUGUGCAUGGGCAUCACUGGAUACGAGUGCUUGCUGCGGAGCUAGCACUGCGGCUGAGGGAAGCAAGGGAAGAAAUAUCCGCCUUUUGGCCAAAGACAUUGGUGCUGCACGUUAGACAAGGCUAUGAGACUGGCCGUUCGAAGCAAGCCGCGUUCCCAUUCACACGAAAUCCGGAUGUCGACUACAUCGCUUCCGCAGGCGACAAGCUGUGGCGCGAACUUGUUGGCACGGACACGAGCAGGAAAGCGUCAAUGAACAUCACGAAUGUGGCGCUUGGAUUCGCCGGUGUCGAGUUCAUGGAGAUCGGACAGCGAAGCAUCGAGGGCUUCUUCAAGAACCCCCCGACGAUGAGCGACACCCCGCGAAGUCCCGAUUCGGGCACCAAGCGCAAGAGGGACCCACGGGACGACCCACAGCCCGAGACGUCGCUUACCCGUAGUGGUCCACACACACAGCAACAUGAUGUCCCGCCAGACGAGGUCACGUCGUUCUUGUGUGGCAGAUGUGGCAAGCGCAUUGCACUGCCAAGCGAACUGACAGAUGCGAAUGUUGGAGCGGAGAUCCGGACAGAGGCGCUUGUUGCACUGCGCAUGGAGCAUGAUGACUUUCAUGUAGCCCAGGACCUUGCGAAACACUACUCAGUCGACGGGUCUCCUCGAAAGAUACGCCCUCUUGAGAAGCCACAAACGAAGAAGACCAGGAGGCGAGAGACUCCGGAGGGCAUCGCGAAGUUCUUCAAUAAGAAGUGA